Aspergillus luchuensis is the source of this 1056-nucleotide messenger RNA. RefSeq names its product transcription factor SUA7 (gene SUA7). Gene Ontology annotation, biological process: transcription preinitiation complex assembly; transcription initiation at RNA polymerase II promoter. The record is from RefSeq and is a predicted model, not a curated record. The coding region runs from base 1 to 1056 and encodes 351 amino acids. Gene Ontology annotation, molecular function: RNA polymerase II general transcription initiation factor activity; TBP-class protein binding. The transcript has a single exon. Gene Ontology annotation, cellular component: transcription preinitiation complex; nucleus. NCBI's taxonomy places the organism in Eukaryota, Fungi, Ascomycota, Eurotiomycetes, Eurotiales, Aspergillaceae.
AUGGCUGCCGUUUCCCCUGCUGCCGCUAGGGCCGAGCCAGGCCAAUGGAAGAAGAACCUUUCGGCCCACGUCAUUUGCCCCGAGUGCAAAGAAGUGCCCCCUAAUCUGGAGUUUCCUGGUUCCCAUGAAACUGUUUGCGGCUCAUGUGGCCUGGUCCUCGCUGAUCGGGAAAUCGACAUGCACUCUGAAUGGCGUACAUUCUCCAACGACGAUCAGAACAACGACGACCCUUCUCGUGUUGGAGAUGCUAUGAACCCGCUUCUCAACGGUGAUCAGCUGGAGACCCAGAUUGCUAGUGGUGGGUCGGGCCGCGUUCGCGAUCUUUACCGGGCUCAGAACAAGCAGUCAAGUGAAAAGGCAAACAAAGCUCUUCUGGCAGCCUACAAGGAGAUCGGUGCUCUCUGUGAUGGUUUCAACAUCCAGAAGAACGUGGCAGACACAGCGAAAUACCUCUUUAAGAUUGUGGACGAUGCCAAGGCAUUCAAGGGAAAGUCUCAGGAUGUGAUCAUUGCAGGCUGUAUUUUUAUCGCCUGUCGCCAGUGCAAGGUGCCACGUACCUUCACUGAGAUCUUCGCGGUGACCAAGGUUACGAGGAAAGAAAUUGGGCGUAUUUACAAGGCUUUGGAGAAGUUCUUCACUGCGCAGAACCUCGAGCGGAUCAACGCUGUGGUCUCAAGCGGAGGUGUCCCUGAUCCCAACGACACAUACACCGCCACCACUUCCACCAAGCCUAGUGACCUUUGCAACCGUUUCUGUAACCUGUUGGAUCUGCCCUUCCAGGUUACUAGCGUCUCCUCUGCUCUAUCCGAUCGCGUGACAACGAUGGGAGAUUUGGCUGGACGUUCUCCCCUGUCCAUUGUGGCAGCCUGCAUAUACAUGGCUUCGUACCUGAUGGGACAUGGCAAGAGCGCCAAGGAGAUAUCUCAGGUGGCCCAUGUCAGCGAUGGUACGAUCCGCGGUGCUUACAAGCAGCUAUAUGCUGAAAGAGAACGCCUGAUCGAUCCCGAGUGGAUCAAAGAUGGAAAGGGUGACUUGAAGAACCUGCCUAAUAGUUAA